This is a messenger RNA of Plasmodium inui San Antonio 1, 3672 nucleotides long. RefSeq lists its product as hypothetical. NCBI's taxonomy places the organism in Eukaryota, Apicomplexa, Aconoidasida, Haemosporida, Plasmodiidae. The transcript is spliced from 4 exons. The record is from RefSeq and is a predicted model, not a curated record. Gene Ontology annotation, molecular function: metal ion binding. Bases 1 to 3672 code for a protein of 1223 amino acids.
AUGCCCCAAUUUUACAAGACAAGAAUGUGCUACACCUUCUUAUCAGGCAGUUAUUGCGAAGCAUCCAAAUGCACAUUUGCGCACACAGAGGAAGAACUCCGAGGAUCUGGAAAGGCCCUUAGAUUAUGCACCAAGUACUUUUUAGAUGGAUACUGCGCCAAAGCGGACAAAUGUCCAAUGGCCCACAAUAUAAACCAGCUGGACCCCUCCGUGAAAUUUUCCAGCAGUGAACUAAUGAACAGAAUGUACAACGAUGAGGCGGAAGAGGAAGGAGAAGACCCAAGUUUUUACAAACGCAAGUCGAAUAAGAAGAGAGACGAAAGUGAAAGCAACGAUGGGGACACUGGUAAUGCCAACAUUAACGAGGGAGGAGACCCCCUUAAUGUGAAGAGAAACAUCUACAGCGUGAAAGACAAGGAGGAAGAAACCCUCCCUGAUGACAAUAGAAACCGUUACGGAGUAAUAAGCCAUUUGGAAGAAGCAGAAAAGGAUGCACAGGGUUCCCACAGAAAUAGUUUUAACUUCUUAAAACGUCACGGGAAGAAGACGUACAGUGAGUAUCUUCUCGAGAGGAUUGGGGGAACCGAGAGAGAUGCCCAAAAAAGAAGAGGCGCGAAAGGAGACAACUUUGCUAAGAUGGAUUUUAUCCAAAACGGAGAGUUCCACCAAAAUGGAGACUUCCAUCAAAAUGGAGACUUCCAUCAGAACGAACAAGUUGCAAAAAUGGGAGACAAGCUAUCAUGCAGGGAAUUCACCUAUGACGAUAGUAGUUUCGGACGUGAGGGUGAAGGUGUCCCUGCGAAGUUCUUUGCGUAUAGGGUGGGUGGCCUUGACAGGGUGAGUAGCAUCCACCGGGUGAGUGGCCUUGACGGGGUACGCGGAGAGCGCCUGCGAAAAGGGAAGCUACCCAGUGAACACCACGAAAAUGGGUUUCCCCACGAAGAAAAUGUGUUCCUCCCUAGGGGGGAUCAUUUUGAUUGCAACUUUGGGAGCAUCAACAAAUUAGAUCAAGGCAAUGUGCACUCAAAUAUGAGCCCCGAGAUGACCUCCAACAUGAGCCCAGACGUCAGCUGCAAAAUGAGCCCCAAUAUAAAAUUCGAGAUGCUGAACGAAAUGGAGAGAUAUAAGCACCUGAACGUACAGGUAGAAAACUACUUUUUCAACAAGAUAAAAAAAAAGGAGUAUCCAGAGAACUCCCUUUUUGAUUCCAAUACGACGACAUAUGAACAUGUGAAGGGUGGAUCUAAUUUUUACAGCGACGGUAGGAUGUAUUUUAAUAGGACAAAGGAGAAUAUAGACAAUUGCGAUGAUCUGGGAUUGCGUUUUAACUACAGUGGUCGCCUUGGCGUGCAGAAGGACGUUGGUGAGGGAGGCGUCUUUCACGAGGUGGACAACUCGAACGGCAUGAAUGGCGUGGGCGAUUUGAUCUGCUUCAGUCAGGGAAAUGGUUUUAACUGUGUGGAAGUCAACAAGGAAGAGAACUCUAACGUCCAACUCCUGAACGAGGAAGACCGCUUCAACGGCUCCAACCGCGUCAACGGCUCCAACCGCUUCAGCCUAGAGAGCCUCAUCCAGAACAUGAACAAUCUGAGUCUCUCCAAGAAGCAGAUUCCCACGCACUCCAUGGUGAAAACUAUCAAUGGGGAAAGCGCCUUGGGCGGUGAGCCCGCUGAACUAAAAGACACGAAGGAGGGAGAAAUGGGGUCCGAAGGAGAUAUCCACACGGGGGAAGAUACACACUCGGAGGAGGACCCCUCGGAGGAGGACCACUCGGAGGAGGACCAGUCAGAGGAGAACCACUCGGAGGAUAACCACUCGCAGGAUAACCAAUCAGAGGAGGACCACUCCGGAGACAACGAACUAACCGUCAUUAAAUCGAAGGACCUUCACCCCGAGGAAGAACAAAUAUACAAACGUGCCUCCUUCUCGAACAACAUCGCAGACAGCGAACUUAAGAUGCUUCUUCUAAGUGACAAAUAUUCGAACCACCGGAACCAACAAAAUGGAUAUUCUGGGCAAUGCAGGCAAACGGGGGAGUGCCUCAACGGAGCUGGAGAAAGUGCGGCGAGUGGGUUUGUUGCGGGAGGUUCUUCUGGAUUCACCACGAAUGGGUUUGUUGGUGGAGGUUCUGGGUUUACCACUAAUGGGCUUCUUGGAGGCGUCAGCUAUUCAGAGUUGACUGAGAACGGAGUGGCCAACCUGUGCAGCCUGAGGAACGUCCAAACGAGCAUGACCCAUUUGUGCAACCAGCAGAAGAGCGACACCCAGAAUAGCGGAAUCCAGAGCAGUGGCACCCCGAAUAGAAGCCUCGGAAGUGCCAGUAGCGUCCAGGAUCAAAUGAUGGAAGCCCACUAUGACUUGAGCAGCAUCUACAGAAAGGUAGACUCCCAGAGGAGGAUGAUUGGAGUGAAGACUCCCCAAAAGGAAAGUAGCAAUUACAGCCUUGCGGAUGUGUUGAGUGCCCAGCAAUACCCUAGUGCAAAUGUCUUCCCCCUCCAAGGAGGAGUUGGAAAAAAAACGGAAAAUUACGACAUUCAGGCAGAAAAGUACUUUUUUAACCACAUAAGUAACUACAUAGAGGGAGGCACCACUACAAGUAGAGAAAUAAACCUGGACAGAGGGAGAAUCGAAGUCAGCAAGAAGGACAUAGCUGCUCGAGUGACUCCAGAUGGCAUGUUCCUAACGAAUGGAAGUGAACCCCCCCAUGGUAGUCAUAGCAUUAAUGGCAGUCAUAGCAUGCAUUGCAGCCGUGGCAGUUACGACGACAACGGCAACGACACAGUCAUGAAGAACAUUUUGAUGGGGAAGACAAACAUGUACUGCACCCCCAAUUGCAGUGGAGUGAAUGAAAAUGGAGAAGACAUAGAAAACAGCAACAGUUACAAUUCAAGGGAAAGGAACAUGAGGAAGGUUGACCCGACAGGCGAACUGGGCCGAACGGAGGAAUUGCACAAAAUGCUCCUGAACGACUGCGCGAAUGGUAUGUCUAGCUACAACAUAGGUGAUUUUUUUUUUUUGAAAAAUGAUGGACAGCACCUGAAUGGCUUGAGUUACCUGCGUAGGGAAAAUGCUCUCCAGGGUACAAGGAACAAUUUUGGAGACAACAUGAAUUUGGCAGACAUGUGUGAGGUGAACUAUGGCAGCUUGAGCGCCUCCCAGGUGGGGUUCACUAGGCGAACACAGCAAAACGUUGCUGUGGAAGGUAGCCUCUUAAAUGGGGGGACUCUUCACGGAGGCUGCGGACGAGAGAGCCAAGGCGAGCACCAGAAGCAGGGAUACCGGAAUGGCUGCUGCAGUCGUGCGGAACAGCCACCGAUAGCCCUGUACAACCAUCCCAACCACGUGAUGGAUACACACAGGAACAACCCCCCCCUGAACGCACACAUAGACUCAUACGAAAUGGCCUACAAAAGUGAUGAGAGGUUUACCAACUAUUUGCACAACGCUAGUAGGGAAGUGGCGAAGAUGGGGAAAAUCAAUUCAUUGACCGAGAAUGGCAGACGGGAACAGAAUGAGGAGGGCCUUUCAGACGGAGGCAACCAGGACAAUAAAAAAGGCCCGCGCAGUUAUAACCCCCUGACGUAUAGGUUCAGCGGGUUGUGCGAUUGUUUAGUCAGAGGGGACGAGGAAGUGGACGUGAUGGAAGAGGAAGAAGAGGAGCGGGCGAGGUAG